Molecule: messenger RNA, 1540 nt
Organism: Rubroshorea leprosula
Lineage: Eukaryota; Viridiplantae; Streptophyta; Magnoliopsida; Malvales; Dipterocarpaceae
Source: the annotation of a GenBank genome assembly
AUCGUGAGUAAGCUUUUGGUUUGACUGUUGACGAUGUCGUUUAAGUGAAGUUAGUAUGCAACUGGUACCGGUGCCGGCUUUUUAGCAAUUAGCCGCCAACAGAGGCGCAGCCGCUGAGGCAGAGCUUGUCGUUGUGGUGGAAAAUGGCACGAGCAGGCAAAUUUCUUGUUCCUCUCAGACAAUCUAUCUCGCUUAUUACCUCUUCAUGCUCUUUGGUUCCACGUUCCAGGCAUUCGAUUGAUGGCAAAGGUGGAUCUUUGAAGAAAUGGGUAAGGAGCUUCGAGCAUGUCAUGAACAGCCGCGCCUCGACCUUGAAUUGUAGAUUCAACAUUCAGAGAAAAUUCGUGCAGGAUUUCUGCUCGUUAGGAAGUAGAGGUAGUGGAAGCAUUUUUGGUGUAUCAGUCUUGUUUGGAUCAAUCUACUUUUGGUCACAUGUUGUCCAUGCCAUGGAUGGUCAUGAUGUUUUGAUGGAUGAGCCUGAUGUUGAAUUUUUAAGUGCUUUAGAUGUGGAAGAAGAUUUGAACAUUCUGUCAAGAUUUAUGAGAAAAUUUUGGCUGCCUGUGUUUUUAAUAUUUUGUGUGUUUGUGAACCGGAAUAAUCCCAUCACACUUGUGACUGAGAUCAUUUUUUUUCUCCUUCGUACCAAACCAAGCUGUUUCUCAAUUUAUCUUUUUGUUGAUCGGGUCAGUAAGUGCCCUUCUCUCUCUCUCUCUCACACACACACACACACACACACAUUAUUUAUUUAAGUUUUUAGCUUGGAUUUUAGCAUUGAGGACUUAAAACUUAACUGUGAGCCUAAAUGAGAAGUUUAAUUAGUUAAGCCAGAAGGUAUUGUAUGGGCAAACAAAUGGGAAUUGUGGAAUCCAUGGCUAAUGUGAAAAGUUAGAUUCAUUCUUCUUAUCCAACACAUCUUUGAGAUGUUUGGUAAAUACUUGGGAAAAUAAUUUAAAUAUUUAAUCAUGAUGAUUAUCAAUUCAUGUUUACCCUUUUUCUGGUCUUCAGCAAUUCAUGUUUACUUGAAUUUAGGAAAAAGAAUUUUUUAUCUGACUGUAUUUCUCAUAGCUAAAUUUUUUCAUGGCAAGCUUUUGACAGUAUCUUAAAUUUUGCAGUUGUGUCGUCAACUUAUGCGCCAAGAGCCACACUUGUAUAGACUAAAGUCAUUGUGUGCCAGCAAAAUUGAAGUGCAGGAUUAUCACCUUUUUUGCCUAGCCAGGGUUGUAGUUAGAGAUCAGAAAUUAAAUUUGGUGGGGAUUCUUGGAGGUUGGUGGCCAUUGCCAUCGUCAAUAUAUUUUCCUUCAUCACUCGUUUUCCAAAACAUCAUUCAAACACCAAGUAUUCAUAUCGCAGCAAAUUCAGAGUGGGUGAUUUUGGGCUUUUCUACUUAGCUAGAGUUGAAGUUGGAGGGAAGAAAUUAAUUUGCCAUGGACUUUUGAUGGUUCGUGGUUGUUGCCUUCGUUACUGGAUAUAUUUUCUUGGUUCAGCGCAGAUUUUCUGUAAACAAGGUAAUUAGUUGUGAUUAUAAAUAGCUGCUAACUAA